Molecule: messenger RNA, 2313 nt
Organism: Pneumocystis carinii B80
Lineage: Eukaryota; Fungi; Ascomycota; Pneumocystomycetes; Pneumocystales; Pneumocystaceae
Exons: 17
Coding region: 1-2313 (770 amino acids)
Biological process (GO): translation
Molecular function (GO): GTP binding; GTPase activity
Source: RefSeq, a predicted model, not a curated record
AUGUCUUGGAAAUCUCAUUUCAGUCAGGAACUAGAUGACUUUUUAACAGAUGACUUAGAAGAUUUUUCACAAGAAGAACUUGAAAAAUUAACAUGGGCAUCGGCUAAAGUUAGAGAGCGAUUAAAAGAUGUUUUACAUGUUAAACAAAAAGAUAUACAAGAAGCACUAAAAUAUUGUCAUUUUGAUGUAGAUAAAGCAUGUUCCAGAAUCAUGGAGCGAAAACAUUUAAAAGAAGGGUUAAAUAUAAAUAAAACACCAUUAAAAAAAGGUCAAUCUAGUCAUGAAAUAUCUUCAGAGGGAAAUACAUCUGAAACUAAAGAAAUAUCUGGAUCAAAACAAUCAAAACUUAUAGCUUUAGCAAGUUCUAAACAUAAAUUAUCAUCAAAUAACCCUAUAUCAUCAUCAUCAUCAUCAUUGAAAUCCGUUUCACUUCUAUCUCAUUUAACUAGAGAGAAAUUUAAAGCGGCUAAUGAUAGUGAAAAUAAUAAUAAUUUAUCUAAAACAAUAUUAGAUGUACAAACAAAUCUUACAAAAUGUGAUGUUGAAAAGGACUUAAAUCUUCUGAAUGAAUCUUCAGAAGAGGGUCAAAAGGAUGAAAUUAUUGAUAAUUCUUUAAAUAUCUUUUUAAAAAAAAAUGAACAUAAUAUAGAAGUAAAGCCUUCUAAAUUUGCAUUAACUAUUUUUGGAGAAAAAUUAGAAUUAUCUGAUUAUUUUUACAAGUUUGCUAAUCAGAGGUUUUCUUUAUUUGCAGGAGCAUCAGAGAACGAUCUUAAAUUAUCACAUAAUAAAGCGUCUAAUAAACCAUUGAAAUCUCAAAAAAAAGAAAAAAAAUUAAAAACUCCAAGUAGUGUUAAAUCACCAAUUUGCUCAGAAAUUAUAUCAGAUCAAGACAAUUUGCAUAAUAAACUAAAUACUUUAAACAUAUCCUUAGAACAAGGGGAUAAAGAUGAAACAGAUUAUCAUGAAUCUUAUGAAUUAAGCGAAUCAAAAAACAAAAUAUCCAAUUUAAAAACAGCUAAUAUAAAAAAUAAGCCUAACGUUAAUAUUGUUAUUAUUGGACAUGUAGAUGCAGGGAAAAGUACAUUAAUAGGAAGACUUUUAUAUGAUUUAAAAGUUGUUGAUGCCGAAACUAUUGAAAAAUUAAAACGAGAAGCAAGCAAAUCAGGGAAACCAUCUUUUCAUUUUGCAUGGGUUUUAGAUCAAACAUCAGAGGAGCGUGAUCGUGGGGUUACUAUGGACUUAGGUAUUAAUUACUUUGAGACUUCUUUACGUAGAUAUACUAUUUUAGAUGCACCUGGACAUAAAGAUUUUAUUCCUAACAUGAUAGCAGGAGCUUCUCAUGCAGAUGUAGCUCUAUUAGUUAUAGAUGCUUCUUAUGGUUCGUUUGAAUCAGGAUUUACAGCACAUGGACAAACCAGAGAACAUGUUAUUUUAGCACGUAGUUUAGGCAUUCAAAAAAUAAUUGUUGCUAUUAAUAAACUCGAAACUAUUAAUUGGUCUCAAGAAAGAUAUGAAGAUAUUAUGGCACAAAUACUUCAGUUUUUUAUAUAUAAAGGAUUUCAAAAGUCUAAUAUUUCAUUUAUACCCUGUAGUGGACUUACAGGUGAAAAUUUAACAAAUACAAUUCCUUUAAACCCUCAGCUCAAGUUAUGGUAUUCCGAUUUUACACUCUUAGAUGCUUUAGAAAAUAUAUCGAUUAAUCGUCAGCAACUUGAUACAUUUCUUCGAAUCUCUAUUAUGGAUGUUUAUAAGUCUUCUAACACUUUAGUUUCUGUGGUUGGGAGAAUUGAAACUGGUAUUGUAAAUGUAGGAAAAGAAGUAAUUGUUAUGCCUUCGAAAAAAAAUGGAAUAAUUAGCUCUAUUUAUAUUCAUGAUAAUCUUCAGGAUCUUGCAUUUUCAGGGGACGAAGUCUUGAUUAAUUUAUCAAAUAUUGAUUUGUCUUAUUUAAAGCCAGGUGAUAUUAUAUGUGAUUUAGAAAAUCCAGUUCAAAUUGUUUCAAAAUUUCGUGCAAAGAUUAUUACUUUUGAUUUACUUAGACCACUAACUAUAGGAACACCGCUUAUUAUUCAUAGAGGACGAUUAAAUGUAGAUGCAAAUAUCAAAAAAUUGAUUUCAAUUAUUGACAAAUCAACGGGUCAAGUUAAGAAAAAAGAUCCUAAAUUUAUUGGUAGCUUUGAUGCAGCUGUCGUUGAAAUCGAAUUCUGUAAACAUGCUGAAGCAAUGGAAUCUUUUAAACAUUGUAAAGAGUUAGGUCGGUUUAUUGCACGAUCACAAGGAGAAACCAUAGCAGCAGGUAUUAUUGAAGACGAGUAG